Messenger RNA from Zonotrichia albicollis (white-throated sparrow), 4843 nucleotides. NCBI's taxonomy places the organism in Eukaryota, Metazoa, Chordata, Aves, Passeriformes, Passerellidae. The record is from RefSeq and is a predicted model, not a curated record.
AGGGCUACCCAGCACUGCUGGCCGUUGCAGUGGUGCAGGGACAACAGUGGAGAUGCUGGCAUUGCCCCCCGGGGUGGCACCUGGCCGCUCUAGGGCUCUUGUUUUGGAGUGCCCAGGCCGGCAGAGACUGCUGGGCCCUGGGCAGAGUUAAAUGGUGCUUAUGAGCCCCACAAUGCUGCCGUCAAUGGCUCUGUUAGUCCUGCAAUGGUUGUGCAGCUCUUGGGAAGCACAAGUUCAGCUGUUCUGUCGCAGUGGGCUGCCAGAGGCCUGGAGCUCUUGAGGUGGUGCACAGCCACGUGCAGGUCCCUCAUGGUCACCAGGGCAAAAUGAGGGGGCCCAGCCCUGUGUGCCCAGCCCGCAGCAUUGGUCUUGGCAAGGAUAAAACCUGCUACUGGUUUUGCUGGGAUGUCCUGAUCUGUGUCUGCCUUGCCAUGUGUUACCCCUGGCCUGAGCCCUCGCUCCUUUCUGUCCCCACACCACUGAUGGUCCGUGCCGGGGUGGUGCAUCUGCUGGGAUGGUGUGCUGGGACGGGCUGUACCUCGGCUCUGGUGUGCAGAGGGCACUGCUGAGCACCCGUGCCCAGCUGGGACGGUGCUAAUGAGGAAGCAAGGAAGGAAAAAACAAACCCUGGCUCAGCAAAGGAGGUACAAACCACCCAAGUCAAAUCACGCCUCCCAGCGUGGUGGCACAGACAACACGGACUGUCCCCCAUCUGGAGGAAGCCUGGCAGCUGAGCAGACGGUGGUAACGCUUCCAGUGAACACUCGGAGCCACAAGUGAGGUUGCUGAGCUGAGGGCGUUGUGUUUAACAGUGGUUGGUGAGGUAGGUUUCUGAUACUGCAGCGGGGCAGAGAGGAAAUGCUGGAUCAAGGUUGGGGGGAGUGCUGGUGCUUCAGGGUGGUGUGAUGGGAUACAGAAAAGGAGAGGAUGUGCAGAGCAGAGGGGGUUAAUCCCCACAAUCUCAGUUAAUGCCACAAUGGAGGGAGAGUUGCUGGGAUUUUUCCUCUGGCCAUGGCAGAAGGGGAACGGAUGUGCUGGGGUUCAGAGGGGGGCUAGCAGGGACUGGCCUGCAGUCACCUUGCUGCUUCAGGGAAGCAUUGCCUCCCUUGCGCUGCCUUCUGCAGUGAGAGCAGCCCUGUCCCUGCCUGCACAGGCAGCCAGUCCUCCGGUCUCCAUCAGUCCCCCAGCUCUGUGCCUCUGUAAGCCCCAGGAACAACCCUGGAGGCUCUUUCUCCCUUCGGGCAGAAAUACUGCCUCCUUCAAUGGGCUCUGUUGCAAGGCCAGGAGGGUUCUUGUUGGUCUCAGCGAGGGGGGACUAGGCCAACUGCCUGUGCUUCAGCUCUGGUGUUUCAGAGGUCUUGCCUCAGCCCUCACCCACAGUUUGCAGCUGCAUGUCCCUGCUUGUUGACUGCUCCUCCUUGUUUCAAGCUCUUGAUCCUGCAAGGGACAGAGAAAACAUGGGGGCAGUGUUUUGUAUCCACGUGCUGAGGUGCUUGCGCUUGUAAUGGUGAAAAGUUGGUGUGAAAUGGGAAGAGUGAGAAGCAGUGACAGUGGUGAGCAGCCCCACUGGUGUCCCGUCUGGUCAGGGGUGCUCCCACCCCUCUGCCUCUGGAGGUGGCCCUGGGCUCCCCACCUUCACGGGGGAAUGUGUCCCCACAACCACAAGGUUGGUGUUGGUAGCCUCAAAGCCCUUGCACGUCUGCUGCAGGAGAGGAAGAUUACCUCCGUGACCAGCAAGAGCAGGGCAAGAUUCCUGGUGGCUGAAUGGUGGGGCAAGACCAAGGUAAGAAGGGACUGGCCAGGUACAGGUGCCCAGCUGGACCAGCCUGUGCUGUGGUUCACAGUCUGAGUCUCUGCUUACAGCGCUCAUUUUGCCCCAUUUUGCCAUGUGGGUGAUGUCACGCAGGGUGCCCUCCCCGUACGGGGAGUCUGUGGGAUGGCUGGGGGUGUCCUGGCAGUGGUGUCACAGGUUGUGCCAGUGUGAGUCAUGCCCAGAGCUGGGCUGAGUCACCUCCCCAGUGGUGUGAGCCUCAGGUGAGGAGCUUUCUCUCUGACCCACAUCCUGGUGACAAAGGCAGUGUGACUUCUCACCACGGGGUGCCAGAGGUGGGUGCAACAGAAGGUUGCUGCAGCACGUGCAUAGUGCCAUAGCAGUGUGGCAGCUGCCCACUGUCCCUGUGGGUCCACUUACCACCCAGCCCUGAGGGUACCCUGCCCUGUGGCACCCCCAGAAUGCAGCAGAAGGUCCCCUGCCCUCCAUAGUGGACACCUCUGUGCCACAAUAGGCAUGUGGGCUCCAUGGGGCAGUGUCACUGGCUGAAGCUUCUGUUUUUAUUCCCAGGUUCCAGCAGCACAUUAUGUCUGUGGGUAGCAGAACAGCUCCAGCACACCCAUCCCUUUCCAUGGCCCCCAGCAUGGCUGUGGUAGGAUGAGCCCUGCCCUGUUCCUGCUGCUGUCCCUGGCCAGCUGCUCCCUGCUCCAGGGUAAGCCAGUGCUGAAGCUGUCACCACAGUCUGGGGGGCUGGCUGCAGGAACACCUCUCAAACCUACUGAAGGUACCUGUGAAGAGGAGAGACCCAAGUGGUCAUCAAGCAAUGAUGAGAAAGAAAACCCCCAGGUCAACAGCAGAUGUGUCAGGGUGUUGUCUCUCCUGUUUUGUCAGCUGUGUCUCUGCUUUGGCAGAAGUGUGGAGAGGGUGUUCUCAGUGUGUGACCAAUUGUGGGGGAUACAGAUGCUGAGCACCUGCUUUGAAGUCAGAGUUUGCCCAUGCUGGGAUGAAGCUGAGGAACCUGUGCCACAAGGGGACCCUGCAGGGCACUGCCUCAUACCCCUCUGCUCCCCCCCCAGGGACGCUGCUGAGGCCACAGCACGUCAGGCUGGAGGCACAGAACUUCCACGUCUUGCUGCGCUGGGAGCCAGACCCCAGCUCACCCAGCUCUGCCACCUAUGAGGUGGAGUGGAGGAACAGAACCUCAAACUGGACCAAGGCAGGUGCCUAUGGGGGGAACUGCAGAAACUCCUGUGUGUGUGAGCUGUAUUUUGACAGGAUUCAUGAUAUCUACUGGGCACGGGUGAGAGUGGUGGCCGGAGGUGAGCGGUCCGAGUGGGCCAUUUCCAGCGAGCUGCAGCUGUACAGAGACACAAUUGUUGGCCCCCCCAAGCUGUCUUGGCUGCUCCAGGACCAAAUCCUCAGCGUAAACAUCAUCACACCACCCACUCCCUACCAGAGAAGGACUGGUUCCUACAAGCCAGUCAACCGAGUGCUGCUGAAGCUGUGGUACUGGCUGCACCUGUACGAGGGGGACCUGCUUGUCCAGCAGGUGCCCUGCAAACGGAGCAGUGAGAAAGUGCCUUGCACCUUUGGGCACCUGAAGCCCAGCACACAGUACUGUGUCCGGACGGUGGCUGCAGACAUUGCCAGGGAGCGGAGCCAGGAGGCUGAGCAGUGCCUGGUGACUCCAGCAGCCCCCUCAGGCUUUCCAUGGGUCUCUGCUGUGCUGAGUGCCUUCUUCCUGCUGCUGCCUCUGAGUGUGGCCGGGAUGUGCUUCGUGCAGCUGCAUGUCUUUCCCAGUCCUCAGGAGAUGUGCCUCCCAAAAGCACUGGCUCUCCAGAACAGCGAGCUGAAUGUGGCCAUGCAGGUGCCUCCACUGCAGCUUGAGGAGGACCCACUGGCCCUGCUCCUGCAGACUGUGCUCCCCUCCCACGGGCCAUCCACAGCUGUGCAGGCAUCAGCCACGGUCCCACGGCUCCUGCGAGGCCUUGUCCAGGAUGUGAGUGGCUACUGUGCCAACGGGUUUGGCCCAGACUGCAUUGAGGGAAGGGACCCGUCCUGCACCCACAGUCAGCUGGGGCAUGCCUUAGGUUCUCAGGUCCCCUCACAGCUGGAGAAGGAUGAGGAGGCAGGUGAUGGGGAUGAUGUGCCAGAGCAGCUGGUGCUAAUGGGACUGGCUGGACACAGCUACAUAGGUGACAAGGACAGCCAGAUACCUAAAAUGUGGCUCCCCCUGCACCUCCAGCUUUAUUCUAAAUGCCAGUGCCCAGUUCUGGGAGCAGACAGCCACCUUCCUCUGCCCGUGCCGAGCAGAAGCUGCAGCCAGGACUGCCUGCAGGAGAGUCCGGGGACGGCUCGGCACUGGAUCCGGCUCAGCUCCGUGAGGCUCCUGCCCAGCACGGAGACGGAAGGCGGGCAGCGCCCCUGUGCUCCCCAGGCUCUGCGGGGCGGCGGGAGUGACCCAGAGCUAGGGGACAGCGCCGUGCAGCGAGGCUCCCCGGGGCAGGCCGAGCCGUGUCCGUGCCCGCUGCCCCCCUCGCCCCGCGGCCUGCGGGCAGCUCCCUUCCCCGGCUACGAGCCCCGGGCCCCGGCGGGCAGCGAGCCUUAGCGGCCCAGCCGAGCCCAGGCCGCCUCCCGCAGCUCCCCGGCCGGAACGGCUGUCUGUCUGUGUCUGUCUGUCUGUCCGUCUGUCUGUGUCUAUCCGUCUCUCCGUCUGUCUGUCUGUCUGUCCCAGCCUGCUGGGGCGUGCUGCGGGUGGGACCGGGCAGGCUCCAAGGGCAGGCACAGGCCCGUUCCGGGCACGGCCGCCAAAGACGGGCGAGAUCCAGAGCUUUCCUCUGGGGAUUCGGUGCUCUUGAGACACCUCAUAAGGAGCAUGGAGCAACGCUGAAGCCCCAAACCUCUUAUCUAGAGAUCUGUCUGUAUGUGUGCAUGUAUGGUACAGUAUCUAUACUAAUGUAACACUCAUAUAUACAUAUAUAUUUGUAAAGCUCUUUAAUGAAAAAAAUGUUGGGGGUUUUACUUCUGUGGAAAUGUUGAUUCUGUGCUGGAGUUGUUUUUAAAUAUCACUAA